Macroventuria anomochaeta is the source of this 783-nucleotide messenger RNA. RefSeq lists its product as uncharacterized. The record is from RefSeq and is a predicted model, not a curated record. The coding region runs from base 1 to 783 and encodes 260 amino acids. The transcript is spliced from 4 exons. Lineage: Eukaryota; Fungi; Ascomycota; Dothideomycetes; Pleosporales; Didymellaceae.
AUGAGCCCGCUCCAAGAAGAGGACCUGCUGUUCCUUCUGCUUCGUCGUUUUGCGGAUUCCUCCGAUGCGACCGUAUAUGCAGAGAUCAGACGUUCGGAUGAUGUCCAAGUCUACGAUUCUACUAUCAAGGAACCGCUAGAAUCGAUGAUACUGGAAGGCUCUCUGAGCUAUGAUACCAGUGUCAUCCAUGCCGACCUCAAUAUGAACUACUCGAACCCCCAGGAAGAGGAUUCAUCAGACGAGACAGCCUACACUCUCCUGCCCCAGACACCUUCAGAAGUAGACACCACUUGUACGGUGACAGUCAACUUCCCCGCAACGGUGUCUAUCGAUCCACCAGAUAGCUCAGGCUUGCCUCCAGGUAAUCCACCGGAGUACUCAAGCUUAGAGUGGACAGAGAUCCGGCCAGAGCACGACUGGGCUCAAUUGCCAUCCAAGCUCCAACCUCCGAGCUUUCGCAUACAUCGAUGUCACCAUAGAGGAGUGGAGCGUGGUGGUGAAGACGAUGCUUUUGAGCUACCUCUGGGGUUUCCUGAAAUAGUGCAGCAUAUGGAAGAAGCUUGCAACGACGUCACCAACGCUACGUUUCGAAUCCACGAUCAGUCAAGGCAGUCCCUGCCUUUAGGAGGUACACAGAGCUUUGAGUGCGAUUUGUUCGCCACAAUCCCUUCGUUGUACAUCACAGUGAAGCGGGAUGAAAUUUUUUUGGUGUACGAGUGUUUCAGGAACAGAGAGGACUGGAUUUCAUCCCACAACGGUCAUGAGGAGUGUUCUGGAUGUUAA